Messenger RNA from Ilex paraguariensis (yerba mate), 621 nucleotides. Lineage: Eukaryota; Viridiplantae; Streptophyta; Magnoliopsida; Aquifoliales; Aquifoliaceae. The record is from the annotation of a GenBank genome assembly.
AUGAAGGGUAGUCCCAGAUAUGUUGCAUCAACACUACCUUUCUUCAAUCACAAGAUGUUCCUUAUCCCUGCACAUGUUGCUUUUUGGAUAUUUGAGUUGCAACAGAUUCUUGAUUUCUCUUUGUUUAUUACUUGGCCUGACCAUUGUUCAUAUGUCUCUAUGCAUUCUGAGAUAGUUGUUGCCUUUUGGGCGUUAGCCCUUCCAAAUAAGAGACUUGUCGAUGCAGUAAUCUGCCAGCACCAAGUGUCGGGCGCAGCCCAGCCCAGCCUGCUCCCCCAUGCGGGCAUCACCCAGCUUGCCUCCUGCGCCGCAGGCGUUGCCCAGCCUACAUCGUCUGGGCCUCCUACCUCGCGGGCGUCACCUAGUUUACCUCAUCAGGAANUCUGCGCCGCAGGCGUCGCCCAACCUACAUCGUCUGGGCCUCCUACCUCGCGGGCGUCACCUAGUUUACCUCAUCAGGAACAAGUCCAAGCUAGCCUAACCGACCCCAACCUAUGUAGAGAGGAUGCCACUGUUGCUAAGGAGUUUGGAGACAUAUGUAGAGCUACAAAGAACUUCCUUAGACAAAAAUUCCAAGUCCAAUCCAUUCCUAAUGAAAUGGAUGUAGCAGCAGCUUGUUGA